CGCCAGCCCAUGCGACUCGACUUUUCACAAUCAUUGCCUCGCAUCAACUUGAUCACCGGGCCCCUAAUACUUGAGGGCCGUCUAAUCAGACCAUUCUACUCCUGCAUUUAUCCUUGGAGUCUUUGCAACGCAUCCUUCACCCGUUACAUCUCCGAACCCGCGAACGCAUUCCUAGUGCUUCCUACCGAACGUCGCGACAUCUUGCACCGUCGGUCAUCACGUACGAAGAGGGGAUUUGAAGGAGAAAUACAGGCAAACUUCUUUUAAGGAGAUCAUAUACAACCGCCAAUAUGAGAGCGACAGCUGCUAGUUCAACAGAGAACCGCCACGAACUGGGACCGCUUCCUUCAGACGACGACCCAACGUCAUCCUCCGGCUCCUCGUCAUCAGAAAGCGAGAGCGAAGAAGAAAACAGUGAGGACGAGGAUGAGGACAUGCAUGAUUUCCACCAGACUACGACUUCUGCUUCCGCGCCCUCAAUACCCCAUAUCGGUGGUCGCCCUAAACCCAAUAUACAUCGCAUGGACGGCGGCUCGGACCUUUUGUCGCGAUUGUCGAGCUUUUUGCCGCAGAUGAAGAAUGCGAAUGAGGAUUUGGAAAGAGAAAUUGCGGCCGGAAGGGGUCAAGAGAUGGUCUUGGACUCUGUGGAUGACGAUGGCAAGGAUUACAUUGAGAUGAACCUCGGACUGGGAGUUCUGGAAGAGAAACGCGGCGACAGUGAGGAUUCCUCCAGUGGCGAUGAGGGCGACGACGAGGGCCCCGACGGAGACUCGGCCGAAGACAAGGGGGAUUCGGACCUUCUUGGGCAGCUAAUGGGUGGAAUAACCUCGUCUGCGGAUAAACCGUCCAUUGAGGAGAUGGCAGACUAAAGUCAAGGCUUAGGAAGUCUCGAAUUCUUGCAUCUAUAUACUCUUUCUAGCGCACCGCAUUUUCAUGAAGCAACAUAGGCUCUGCAGCCCAUUUGAUCGCGAUCCAAUGAUGGUCCUCCCAGGGGAGGGAUGAUGUCCGUUGCACUCCGUUGCUCGCUUCAACCAUAUAUUAACUGACGAAUGUGGAGGCCAUAAUCAAAUUACUGAAGACUGUACGGAGUAUAUAGCAUUUAAUUAGUAUACACAUUUGAGACUUUGGGG
Molecule: messenger RNA, 1130 nt
Organism: Penicillium brasilianum
Lineage: Eukaryota; Fungi; Ascomycota; Eurotiomycetes; Eurotiales; Aspergillaceae
Source: the annotation of a GenBank genome assembly